CCGGGCCCGCUUCCACGUCGCCGCCAGCGGGGGGAGGAGGAAGGGAGCAAGAUGGCGGAAGCGGAGGAAGGGGCGGGCGGAGGCCCCGCCGACAAGCCUCUGUUCGCAGGCCUGGCCGACGUGUCCAUAUCGGAAGAUGUCCCCGUGGAGGGGCAGAUCACCGUCCCCAUGGGACCCCACACUCCGGAGGACGACUACUCCACGCUGGACGAGCCCGUCAAAGACACCAUCAUGCGGGACCUGAAGGCAGUUGGCAAGAAGUUCGUACACGUGAUGUACCCCAAGAAGAGCAGUGCACUCCUCCGCGAUUGGGAUCUCUGGGGCCCCCUGGUUCUCUGUGUGUCGUUGGCCCUGAUGCUGCAGGGGGGCUCAGCGGACAGUAAGGAAGACGGGGGGCCGCAGUUUGCCGAAGUCUUCGUCAUCAUCUGGUUCGGGGCCGUCGUCAUCACCCUCAACUCGAAGCUCCUCGGGGGAACCAUAUCUUUCUUUCAGAGCCUGUGUGUGCUGGGCUACUGCAUGCUGCCCCUGACGGUGGCCCUUCUGCUGUGCCGCCUGCUGGCCCUGGCCGGGCCCGGGGGGACCGGCGCCGGCCUCUUCGUCGUCCGCCUCCUCGUGGUGCUCGCCAUGUUCGCCUGGUCCACUCUCGCAUCCACGGCGUUCCUGGCCGACAGCCAGCCUCCGAACCGGAAGGCCCUCGUCGUCUACCCCAUCUUCCUCUUCUACUUCGUCAUCAGCUGGAUGAUCCUCACUUUCGCGCCGCAGUGACCAGCGGACCGGGCCGCCCCUCCCAGGGCCCCGGCGACGGGGAGGGUCUGGCCGGUCGGAGAUGGGGCGAGAGGGGUCGGGGCAGCGGGGCCCCCGACGCCGCUCGGCCGACCUCCGUCCGCCGGUGACCCCCUCCGGCCCCUGCCGGGGAGCGGCGGCGGGGGGAGUUGGCGGUUGGGGGGCGAGACUGUUUCUGGGAAGGCAGGCGGGGCCUCGCGGCCUCUAGGCCGGACGCUGCCCUGGACUCUUGAUCAGUCCGGCCCUACCGUUGCUCCGGAUCCUGGACUGACGGCCGCUCCACGUGCUAGACCAGGCCCCGCUCUGGAUUCUAGAUCAGGCCGCUGUCGCAGGCUGGGCUGCCGACUGGGUUGGGGGAGAGAGGAUCAGGGUCCCGGCUGCCCCCACGGGGCACGUGCCAGGCAACGGUUCCUCCUGGAUCGGGCGGGACCGGCCUUCCCCGGGCUGGCGCAGUUGGAUUGGCCGCCGGCGAAGUGAAGCCGGGGGAGGGCGGGGGCCUACGAAAGUGGGAAAAGGGGGCAUCUUGAGGGAAAUGGAAGAGGGCCCGGUGUGGCUGGGAGCGCCCGGCAUCCGUAGGCCCCUACCAAACGGCUCGGAGCCGGAACGGGCGUGGGCGGAGAGAGCGCACGGGAAGCGGUGCCCCGGGAAGCCAGGAAGUCCAGAGGCUCCGGGGGACAGAGGAGGCCGGCCCUGCCCGUUGUCACCCCCCCUGGUGAGGGGGGGAUGAUGUGCCCGGAAUCAGCUGGGAGUCCCAUCCUCACGCGGAUCAGCCGUGGCCCCGGACGCACGGGGGGGCCACGUCCUUCCGGUGGCCCUCGAGGCCCGGACGGCUCCCCAGCCGGUGUGCCCACCGCCGCCGGAACAGCAGGGAGGCAGAUGGGUCUGGUGGGCCUUGGCGUUUGCCCUCUGGGGCCGGAUGGACCUGACCUUUGACCAAAGGACGAGCCCCCUCCGCCUCCAUGCUGGGCUGGGUCCGCCUGACCCCACCUCCCCUUGCCCCCACCUCCGCCUCCACUCUGACCUCUGUAUAUAGGAAGUCUACAGGAUGAGUUGUAAAUUAUUUGUUAAUACUGAGAUUUAUAAAUAAAAAGCAUCGGAAAGGGGCA
Ornithorhynchus anatinus (platypus) is the source of this 1889-nucleotide messenger RNA. It is a transcript of the gene YIPF6, whose product is annotated as Yip1 domain family member 6. The coding region runs from base 52 to 765 and encodes 237 amino acids. The record is from RefSeq and is a predicted model, not a curated record. The transcript is spliced from 7 exons. Gene Ontology annotation, biological process: endoplasmic reticulum to Golgi vesicle-mediated transport. Lineage: Eukaryota; Metazoa; Chordata; Mammalia; Monotremata; Ornithorhynchidae. Gene Ontology annotation, cellular component: membrane; trans-Golgi network.